This is a messenger RNA of Habropoda laboriosa, 1788 nucleotides long. Its product is annotated as carcinine transporter-like. The record is from RefSeq and is a predicted model, not a curated record. Gene Ontology annotation, biological process: transmembrane transport. The coding region runs from base 39 to 1784 and encodes 581 amino acids. Gene Ontology annotation, cellular component: membrane. NCBI's taxonomy places the organism in Eukaryota, Metazoa, Arthropoda, Insecta, Hymenoptera, Apidae. Gene Ontology annotation, molecular function: transmembrane transporter activity. The transcript is spliced from 10 exons.
CGAGAUACCAAGGAUCGUGAUUCAUUAAACGAGGAAACAUGAAUAACGGGGAUAUGAAGAUGUCGAAGAAUUUGCACAAUUCGAUAGGACCGACUGAAAUGACAGCGCUCAGACCGAAAUUAGAGACUUUCGACGAUGUGUUGCCAUAUGUGGGAGAUUACGGGAGAUAUCAAUGGUUGUUGCUGUUGUCGUUGCUGCCCUACACCGCGAUCUACGUGUUUCUGUAUUUCUCGCAGUUCUUCAUUACGAUCAUACCGACGGAACACUGGUGCAGGGUGGAGGAACUGAUGCACUCCAAUUUCACCGAAGAAGAGAGGAUUCAGAUAGCAAUCCCGUCGUCGAGUGAAUAUCCCUAUUACGACCAGUGUCACCGGAAGGACCUAAACUUCGCGGAACUUGCGAAGAGCGGGAAGGAUCUACGCUCGUUGGAAUUUCAGACGAACAAAACAGUGGAAUGUACUCAAUGGGAGUACAGUUUCACGCAGAUUCCUUAUGCUAGUAUCGGAGUUGAGCUAGAUUGGGUAUGCGACCGAGAUUACCUCGUGUCAUCGGCGCAGGCCAUCCUCUUCUGCGGUUCCGUCGUCGGUGGCUUUUUGAUUGGAUGGAUCGCGGAUCACAAGGGUCGUAUCCCUGCACUGAUGGUCUGCAAUACCAUUGCCUUGUUCAGCUCGAUCGCCACUGCAAGCGCGAACAGCUUUUGGUCCUUUGCUCUCUGUAGAUUCCUCACUGGUCUCGCCUUUGACAGCUGUAUCAACAUGCCACUGAUUAUCGUGCUCGAGUAUAUGGCGAUCUCGAAACGAUCUCUGGUUGUCAAUGUCGCAUUUGGAAUCUACGCCGCUGUGAUCAGCACCUUGUUGCCCUGGAUAGCGUACUAUGUCGCCAGUUGGAGGUAUUUCACUUACAUCACCGCGUUACCGUUGUUAUCCGUCGUUAUUACACCGUGGAUCCUCCCCGAAAGUGCUCGGUGGUACGUUUCCAAUGGAAAGACUGACAAGGUUAUCGAGAAACUGCGAAGAAUAGCAAGGAUCAACCGCAGAAAGCCAGAUCCGCGGAUUUACGACGCGUUCGCUGCCAACUUGGAAUCGUCGGGAAGACAGCGUGAAACAGCGACAGUGUUCGAUUUGUUCAGAUCACCGCGGCUGGCCAGGAACACCGUCCUUCUAGUCGUAUUCUGGACUGUCAUCGUGAUAUCGUUCGACGGUCACGUAUAUUCGUUGAAGCUGAUCCAAAGCUCGGUGUUCGUCUCGUUUUCCAUCGCUUGCGCCACAGAACUUCCGGCCGGUUUGUUGUUGGCUCUGUUGCUGGACCGAUGGGGACGCAGACUCUGUGGAUUCCUCACUCUGAUAAUAACUUGCGUGUUCAGUAUCGCCGAACUGUUGUUGCAUUCCAAUAUCGCUAAAUUGGUGAUGUCAGUGAUGUCGCGAUUUUGCCUAAACAUGGCGGCCAACGUUGGACUACAAUACGCGGCGGAAAUUUUGCCGACACCCGUUAGAUCCCAAGGUGUAUCGUUGAUUCACAUUUUUGGAGUAAUAGCUCACACCUUGGCGCCGUAUGUAAUCGACUCGACCGCAAUUUGGAAAGGAUUCCCAAUGCUGAUCAUCGGAACGAUGUCUUUCAUCGGAGCCGCGUGUGUCCUGUUUCUACCGGAAACUGUCGGACGUAGCCUUCCGCAGACCAUCAAACAAGGCGAAGAAUUCGGAAAGGAUCAAAGUUUCUGGUCGUUACCAUCUCAGGAGAAAUCACAAUUCGACGGACGUCGACGUUACAACUCUUGCGAACAAUAAUUCA